Messenger RNA from Pseudophryne corroboree (corroboree frog), 2129 nucleotides. It is a transcript of the gene TARBP2, whose product is annotated as TARBP2 subunit of RISC loading complex. Gene Ontology annotation, biological process: regulation of viral transcription; regulation of miRNA processing; siRNA processing. The record is from RefSeq and is a predicted model, not a curated record. Gene Ontology annotation, cellular component: cytoplasm; nucleus; RISC complex. The transcript is spliced from 9 exons. Lineage: Eukaryota; Metazoa; Chordata; Amphibia; Anura; Myobatrachidae. Bases 130 to 1218 code for a protein of 362 amino acids. Gene Ontology annotation, molecular function: double-stranded RNA binding; siRNA binding; pre-miRNA binding.
GAGGCCUCACGGUAGGGUGAGGGGUAGGGACUACAACUUCCGUCAUGCCGCAGGCUCUGAAGCAAUGACCUCCCCCGGCCUUACCUCCCGCCCCGGCCAUUGUUGCUGGAGAGCGGAGAGCCGGAGGGAAUGAGUGAGACCGAGGACUGUGGGAACCAGACGUGCUCCGGGUGCCCCAGUGUAGAGCAGAUGCUGGCGUUGAGCCCUGGGAAGACCCCUAUCAGCUUACUGCAGGAGUAUGGGACUCGGAUAGGAAAGACCCCCGUAUAUGACCUACUCAAAGCUGAGGGACAAGCUCAUCAACCCAACUUUACCUUUCGUGUAUCUGUUGGAGACAUCAACUGCACUGGUCAAGGACCCAGCAAGAAGGCAGCAAAGCACAAGGCAGCAGAAGUGGCCCUUUCCCUAGUCAAGGGAGAGGAUAUGUUUGGGGCAAUUUGUGAGGAGAACAGUGCAAUGUACACAUUGGAACCACCUGAAGAAAUGAGGAUCAAUACUGAGGCCUCUCCUCCUCCUACUACUCCUCCUCCUCCUCCAUUUACCAGAAAUCUCACCAUUGAAAUGAAGACCCCACUUACUGCACAGCAGUCAGAGUGUAAUCCGGUGGGGGCGCUACAGGAGCUGGUGGUGCAGAAGGGCUGGCGACUGCCAGAAUAUACUGUCACACAGGAGUCCGGUCCAGCGCACAGGAAGGAAUUCACUAUGACGUGCCGGGUGGAGAGGUUUCUGGAAAUCGGUAGUGGCACAUCUAAAAAAUUGGCAAAGAGGAAUGCUGCAGCUAAGAUGCUUCUACAAAUUCAUAGAGUACCCACAGAACACCGGGAGAAUGGGGAACCCGAGCCUGAGGAAGAUCAGUUUGCAAUGGGUACAGGAGGGGGAAAGCUGGAUGGAAGCAGGGGUCGCGGCGCAGCCUGUACCUGGGAUUCCCUGCGUAACUCUGCAGGAGAGAAGAUCCUACAUCUCAGGAGUCACCCUCUUCCUAUCCUCAGCUGCUGCUUCUGCAGCCUCCUACAAGACCUGUCCGAGGAGCAGAGCUUUCAGAUCAGCUAUCUCGAUAUUGAUGAACGCAGUUUGAGCGGCCUGUACCAGUGUCUUGUAGAGCUCUCCACCCAGCCCACAGCUGUCUGUCACGGCUCUGCCGCUACAAGAGAAGCAGCCCGUGCAAAUGCUGCGCACAAUGCUCUGCAGUAUCUCAAAAUCAUGGCUGGCAGCAAGUGAAUGCGGUGGUGCAGAACCUCUUCCAUCAGUAACGACAACUCACCUUAUGUCAGCCAUGCAAGGACUCAAGACCUGAAGAGCCUAAAUUGCUAAUGUGGGUAACGUAAAUACACCCCUUAGAUUCCAUCAGCGGCAGCUUGCCAUUAUGAAGAACCAUGCUCUGUCCUGGCACUGGUGAAAUCGGUCAUGGUUGUUUUCCUACAGACUUGCGUGUUGUCAUAUCUUACAUGAAGUGCUGUUAGAGCGGGAGUUUUUUUGCUUUUCAGAAUAAAGAUACCUCAUAAACAUUUCCUUGGGAAUCAUGUCCAAGUACAACUUGCGUUGCUCAGCUACCAUCUUAUUGAGAGAGACGUUGGCUGGCCUGGGAUGGAAACGCUCUGGCCGAUUGAGCAUAUAUGAUCUAUUCCCUCAAAUGCAUGAAUUCAAAUUGUAUUAGGCACAAAGACUUCCUUAUUUAUUUUUCAUUCUUUGUUCUGACAUGUGUCCAUCUUCAGUGUAACUAAUAUUGUAGGUGUGGGUUGAGUAUACUAGCAAGAAAGUCAUUUUUGUCCCUGAGCCCCAUCUAUUACCCUAAGGAUACAAUAAUCUUCUAUUCAACCCUGGGAAAAGGGAAGGAUGUGGAUAUGAGAACUACUAGUUUGAAUGUGGAAUGGAUCCUUUGAGCAGGAAAUGUAAAAUCUAAUGCAAUUUACCGAAAUGUAUCGGAAGAAUGUUUGUUCUAACAUCUAUGAUUUGGGAUUGAGCACCUGUAACAAAGGAGAAUUCUAUUGCCUGUCUUUUCCUAUGUUAGUGCCUCUUUCUUUAUACAGCAUUACUUGUGAAACACAAAGAUCACAGGGUGGUGUUACAUCAGUGCUACUCCAUUUUUCUUUGUAAAAAGUUUCAUACUGAAAAAUAAAUGAUAUUAGACA